Wyeomyia smithii (pitcher-plant mosquito) is the source of this 1752-nucleotide messenger RNA. RefSeq names its product zinc finger protein OZF-like. Gene Ontology annotation, biological process: regulation of transcription by RNA polymerase II. Gene Ontology annotation, cellular component: nucleus. The transcript is spliced from 2 exons. Gene Ontology annotation, molecular function: RNA polymerase II transcription regulatory region sequence-specific DNA binding; DNA-binding transcription factor activity, RNA polymerase II-specific; zinc ion binding. The record is from RefSeq and is a predicted model, not a curated record. The coding region runs from base 55 to 1695 and encodes 546 amino acids. Lineage: Eukaryota; Metazoa; Arthropoda; Insecta; Diptera; Culicidae.
GGCGUCGUCGCCUGCAGUUGCUGUUGGAACAUUGAUGUUGAUCUCUAGAUUACGAUGGACAGUUGCUGUCGUGUCUGUGCUCAGGAUUCGAAGCAGGAUCUUAUUCCUAUCAGCUAUGAAACAGAAAGCGUAACUAUAGAGAAGAUGAUUACAUUUUGUGCCGGAGUCGAGAUUGACCAGACUGAUUUGCUUCCCAAAAAUUGCUGCGAACGGUGUGUUGAAGGUUUAUACAUUGCAUACUCUAUCAUUAAACAAUGUCAAAAAUCUGACAAAAAAUUACGACAAAUUGUGAGCUCGCAAGACAACAUCGCCAAAAACGAAUCUUGCGCUAAGGAUACAGAUAAUGAAGAAGACCGCGAUAGCACCAGCGAUGAUAUAGAAGAUGAUAUUCCAGUGGAACCAUGCGAAGAAACACGGGUUACAGCUAUCCAAUCUCCCGUACUAUCUACAACCUGUUGCGCCUGUAGGGCGGAUUUCGAAACUGUUGAAGCAUUAACAGACCAUAUAAAAAAAAUUCAUGAACCGGAAAAAACCAACGACUGCACCAAAAAGCCGUACCAAUGCGAUAUAUGCUUCAAGAGGUACUUUAAAAAGACAUCCCUCAAUCGUCACAAGCGGAUGGCGAUAUCGGCAGUCGGUGUGCGAGUGCCAGAGCAGAAAACUCCAACCGAUCACCGCUGUUGUGGCUGUCGAAAGGACUUCGACAGCUUGGAUCGGCUGAAACAACAUUCACUAGCGGAUCACACAGCCAGUAGAGUAACUAGCGACGAAGCGAAACCUUACGAGUGUGAGAUAUGCUUCAAACGGUACUCCAAUAAAACAUCCCUGGCUAGACAUUUCCGAGAAAGGUUUCUGGAUCGGCAAAUACGUACAAUUCGGAGACUUGCUACGAAUCAAUGCUGCGGAUGUCGACAAAAAUUCAUUACUAAAGAUCAACUCAUGCGCCAUUCGAAGCAAGUUCAUGAACCAGACCGUUUAAGUAAAGGUUCUAAGCAGUUUGAAUGCGGAAUCUGUUUCAACAGUUACUCGAGUAAGGAGGCAUUCGAAAGGCAUAAAUUAGGCAACACUAUUGACCAGUUGUACCAAUGCCAACAGUGUAGCAAAACUUUCGUCAAACGAAUUAUGCUUCGCUAUCACGAGCAAAAAUAUCAUAACGGUGUAGUUCAGGACGUAAUCGGACCCUACCAGUGUACACGAUGUGGGAAAACUUUUAUGCAGCACAGUUCGUUAACGAAUCACGAAAAGGUACACGACCAAAGCGAGCGAUUCGAAUGUUCCAUAUGCCAGAAGCAUUUUUUCAGUAAAGGAAACCUGCAAACUCACAUGAAAUUGCACGCUAGUCCAUCGGAACAGCGGGAUGCUAGGUACGAGUGUGAGAUUUGUCUGGCACGCUUCAAGACUCCAAAUUAUUUGGAAGUACAUGCAAGGGUACACACUGGCGAGAAACCAUACGAAUGCAAAUACUGCUCCAAGCGGUUUGCUCAUGCUUCCGGCCACAAACGGCACCUGCUAACGCAUAGUGGCGUCAAACCGUACUCGUGCCAUUUCUGCAACCGUGAGUUCUCCAAUCGGACAAACAUGUUGAUUCACGAAAAGGGUCACGGUACGGAACGGACUGCCAAAUGUGAUAUUUGUGAAAAAGACUUUGUCCACGUUCGCUAUCUGCGGAAACAUCGGAAGCGUCAUUUUAGUUGAGCUCUUCUAAACUGGACGUGAAAUAAAAGGCUGAACCUUUCUGUAUCACAAGUUAAA